AUGCUGUCUACUGUGAAUGACAGAGCUCGGCAAAUCGUCGAGUAUCUGGUGACAUCGUUGGACACGCCAUAUCAUGGAUCCAGCUCCAUGACCCCAACUGUCUAUGAUACCGCCUGGCUGGCUAUGGUGUCGACCAGUACGAAGCAUGACGGAGAAACACGCUGGCUGUUCCCAGAAUGCUUUCAAUCAAUUCUAGAGAGCCAGUCUCCGGAAGGAGGAUUUGGCGCGCAGAGCGCAGAGGUAGAUGAAAUCUUGAACACAAUGGCAGCCCUAUUAGCCCUCUGCAAGCAUGAAAAGAACCCAUCGGUGACCGGGUGCCCAUCAGUGCCUGACUUGGCAAGCAGAAUUGCUCGAGGGCGCCGCUUCUUGGAACAGAAAUUGCAGCGCUGGGAUGUACGGUCGACGGUACAUGUUGGGUUUGAGAUCCUUGUUCCCAAUCUGUUGGACAUGCUGCUCGCAGAAGGAUUAGAUUUUCAGUUCCCGGGUUUCAAGGUCCUGAUGGCAAUGAAUCAACAAAAACUCGCCAAGUUUUCCCCAGCCAUUCUUUAUACACCCCAUAAGACGACAUUAUUACACUCGCUGGAGGCUUUUAUUGGAAAGAUUGACUUUGAUAAGGUCGCUCACCACCUCCACUCCGGAGCCAUGAUGGGUUCGCCUUCGUCCACCGCGGCAUAUCUGAUGAACAGUUCGAGCUGGAAUCCUGACGCGGAGGCUUACCUGCGCUUUGUCGUCGAGGCUGGGAAGGGUUGUGUCCCAAGCGCAUUCCCUGUUAGCGUGUUUGAGAUCGCAUGGGUUCUCUCGACGCUGCUCGAGUCCGGCUUCACCGUUGAUCUCCUUGGAAAGAAUAAUGUUGCCACAAUUGCAGACUUCCUGGAGACCCAAUUACGGAACAAUGCAGGAAUCACUGGUUUUGGUGCGUUAACUUCCUCCGAGUGGAAUAUUCAGAAGUGUUCUGCUGAUCCUCUGGAAGCCCCUGGAAUUCUUCCAGACGCAGAUGAUACCGCAAAAGCUAUCUUGUCGCUCAAUCUCUUAGGCCGGCCCACAGGGUGUGAAAAGAUGAUCGAGUCAUUCGAGGCUCAGACUCACUUCAAAACAUACGAUUUCGAGACAACAGAGUCGUUCAGUGCCAAUUGCAAUGUUCUUACAGCCAUUCUUCAGUCUAAAAACCCCUCGAACCAUCUCUCUCAGCUUUCAAAAGCGCUCGAUUUUCUCUGCCAGACAUGGUACCACGGAGAGUUGAACGAUAAAUGGAAUUUGGAACGUCAAUAUUCGAUGUUGCUCCUGGCAGGGAGCCUGACACAGGUCGUAAAACUAUGGGAUACUGGAGCCUUAGCUGAUCUUCCACCGGAUCUGAUUGCACACCGCAUUCCGCUGGUGACCUUCCAGAUUCUUGUGCGAACCCUCAGUGCGCAAUCCGAGCAAGGCUCGUGGAAAGGCUCGCCGGAGAUUACAGCCUAUGCACUGUUGACCUUGAAAAAACUUGCUUCGCUACCUUGGACGAAGACCCUUGAAGCAACAGUAAAUGAUAGUAUCCUCCGUGGAACUAGAUUCCUUGAAGCCAACGAAACAAAAUGGAAUAGGCCGGGAUUCAUCUGGGUGGAGAAGGUCAGCUACGGAUCUGGGAUCCUCUCAGAGACAUAUUGUCUGGCAGCGCUGCAAGCUUCCAGUGCCUACAACUGGGGCGAGAAUGUCUUAAAUCUGUGGAAGAUCGAUACAAAAGCAGUUGACAAGUUUUCCCAAUUCUUUUCAAAACUGCCAAUCUUUUCGCAGCAGCCAAAAUGGAAGCUGCGAGCUUCUAUCGUGGAAGGAUAUCUGUUCGCACCUUUACUCCAUCAGACCCAGCCUGAUAUCUUUCCGAGAAAGGACAGGAGCGGUGACAAGUACCGGGAGUACAUUCCUUUUACAUGGACGCUGUGCAACAAUGCAACGGACUUUGGCAUAUCAACGCAGACCAUGUGUGAUAUGAUGGUACUCUCAAUGCUCAACUUUCAAGCCGACGAAUAUCUCGAGCAAGCCACAGAGCACCCGGAUUUGAAGGGAAAUUUCGGAGCUCUUAGGGCCGUUAUCCGCCGACUUUUUGAUAGUCAUGGUCAAGAUAUGGAGAAUGGCCACCCGAGCCACACUAUCGCUCAGAGCGAGACACACCAAUCCAAGUUCCUCCUCGAAGUGGAGCAGACUCUCUAUCGCUUUAUCUCGUAUGUGUUGAAUCACCCCAAGGUUUCUGGCUCUUCCGAGGUCGUACACCGCCGCAUCAGACAGGAACUGUCGAUUUUUCUUCAGGCCCAUGUCACCCACGGCGAGGAUAACACCAGACUGCGUAAGCCGGCCUCGCCAGAGAAGUUAGCGGUCUUCACCAGCGCCAGGGGUACCUACUACGACUGGGUGCGCACUACAUCUGCGGAUCACACGAGCUGCCCUUAUUCCUUCGAAUUCUUUCGCUGUUUGAUUGCUCCAUCUGGAGGAGAUUGUUUCUCCGGUGCCCUUUCGCGAUAUCUCGCCCAAGAUGUCUGCCGCCAUCUGGCCACUAUGUGUCGACAGUAUAACGAUUACGGGUCCAUCGCGCGCGACCGCGCAGAAAACAAUCUCAACAGUGCCAACUUUCCUGAAUUUCAUGAGCAGGAAGAAGACGGGAGCAAGAAUGGCUACCCCAAUGGGCUACAGACUGAUUCUUCUUCCGAAUCGACAAAACUGGCAGAUGAGAUUCGGCAAACCCUGCUCCAAAUCGCCAGUUACGAGCGGGAGUGUCUCGAUCUUGCGGUGCAGAAAUUGAAGCCGGAGGUUGACCCGCAGACUUGGAAAGCCGUUCAGGUCUUCAUCAAUGUCACCGACCUCUAUGGACAAAUCUAUGUUGUACGAGAUAUUCACUCUAGAAUGACGAAAUAG
Rasamsonia emersonii CBS 393.64 is the source of this 2883-nucleotide messenger RNA. RefSeq lists its product as uncharacterized. The transcript has 3 exons. Bases 1 to 2883 code for a protein of 960 amino acids. The record is from RefSeq and is a predicted model, not a curated record. NCBI's taxonomy places the organism in Eukaryota, Fungi, Ascomycota, Eurotiomycetes, Eurotiales, Trichocomaceae. Gene Ontology annotation, biological process: diterpenoid biosynthetic process. Gene Ontology annotation, molecular function: magnesium ion binding; terpene synthase activity.